GUUGCAAAUUAUUGGCGUCACAGUAGAAAACCACUCAGUAGUGCAUUGUGUUGUGAACACACAAAGACAUAUUUAUCGCGGUUAUUAAUCCUAUCGCAUAGUGAGAUCGCAAUUCAAACACGGCGUUCGAAAACAAUAAACAAACACAAAGUGUUGAAGCGAGGCCGCUAAAUGUCGAAGGUAAACAAAUGGUCAAAAACGUAGCCAAUACAAAACAGAAAUGUGAUACUGAUACUGUCAUAGCAUUGAACUUAGUGAGUGACAAUGUUUUUCAACAAAACGAUCUACCGAACGAAGUGAAAACACAAAAAUCUAAUUUAGUGAAGAGCAAAAGGUUCGAGAAAAAAGAAAAAGGAAAGACUGUAAAGAAAAGAGUUAGAUUUCUUGAUACUGAGUCGAACCCUGAGAAGAUUUCUUUCAGGGAACGUUUUGUCCAGUUUCUUCAUUACAUUUGGAGUUGUACGAGGACGACUGUUGAAAUUGUUUUGAGUCUCACAGCGCGUUCAGAAAACUCAGAACUCGAGGAGUUGGGUGAGCAGCUGCCCCGGUACCGGCCGGACUCCAUCGCGGCGCUGCGGCGGCAGACGCGCUUCACGGAGCCCGAGCUCAAGCGCCUGUACCGGGGCUUCAAGGCGGAGUGCCCCACCGGCGUGGUGCGGGAAGACACCUUCAAGCUCAUCUACUCGCAGUUCUUCCCACAGGGUGCCAACACAGCGCAGUACGCACACUACGUGUUCAACACAUUGGACCAAGAUCGAAGUGGAUUGUUAAGUUUUGAGGAAUUUGUUACGGGUCUCUCCGUAUUAUCAAGAGGAACCUUAGAAGAGAAACUGCGUUGGACGUUCUCGUUGUAUGACAUCAAUGGCGAUGGGUGUAUAACGAAGGAAGAAAUGACCGAAAUCGUGACCGCAAUUUACGACCUUAUGGGCAAGAUCGUAGAGCCUAUGAUUGACGACGAGGUUGUUCGGGAGAAAGUAGAGAGGUUAUUUCAGAAAAUGGAUUUAAAUCGCGACGGAGUUUUAACACUGGACGAGUUCCUCGACUGCUGCUCGCGAGACGAAGGCAUAUCUCGGUCCAUGGGUGUCUUCGACAGCAAUUUCUGACGCCCUGCAAUUGCGCGCGCCCGUCGACGCCGUGCUGUGUAACAUUUCGCCACCCUCGUUCCUUUCCCUUGAAUAUUUUUUAACUUCGUAUAAAUAUGGCAACCAGGUGAAAAGAAAUCUGACCUUGAACAUGCGCUGCGGGUGACUUAUUGAUCUAUUUCGUGGCACAAAGUAAGGUGUUACAGUGGGGGCUCUUGUUACCUGAUGGCAUGUGUACUCAGGUGCGUAUGGUGAAGCUGCAGACACUUACUGUAUGGUAUGGUGUCCUGGAACGUAAUAUGGCAAGGUAAUCAACCAAUCGGGCCACGUCUCAAACUUAGUUCGCUGCAGCGUCACGACAGACUAUACUAGACAUACCGUUAGACUAAUACGGCUCCUAAACUCGCUGCGUGGUACGGGAGAAGUGACAAUUGAUGUUAAGGGGCCGUUUUGAAAAUUAAUGUGACUUUUGGUUACACAUUAUUUAAUUUGAAAGCAAAGUCCAUGAAUUUCUUAUUUAUUAUAUCUAUUAUUUUAUCUGAAGUGUAGGUAUUUCAUCAGAAUUUGAUAUUCAGAAAUAUGAUUUGAUAUAAUUUUUAUUUUUUUAUUUUAUCUUCUGCACGCACCUCCGCGCAGCUCCGUCUGGAACCGUCUCAAUCAAACAGUGUCUUUAGGAUGAUAAGAUAUAAUGACUCUGGAUCACCUUCUAUCGCGUCACGACACACAACAACACAGUAAUGUGUUUGCGCGCCAAGCCAACGAGUGUUAAGGAUGUUAAACUUUAUAACGAUAUCUUUACUGGUUUCUGUACCUAAUAUUAACCUGAAAUUAAUUAGAAUCACGGAAAUAAGUUGGCAUUUUAUCGAUUACGAUUUGAUUAAUUGAUUCAUUUGGUUCAAUAAAAGAGACACAUACGCAUGUAUGGGUAUAGGGUCACCCGGUGACCCUAUAUGAGAAUAUGAUACUAGGUAUUCCUAUUACUUAAGGUGUGCUGCUUUCGGAAGUACUGAUAUCUUGAAGAAAUCUAUAAUAUUAAGCAAUAUAUUUGAAUGAGGAAUGAGUCGGCUUAGUAAAAUAUAUAUUUCCGAUGCCUGGGUACGAUUAAAAUGAUAUGUACCUACCUACUUAGAUAAAAAAAAUGGGAUUCUUAUGUCAAAUCUAACCUUUUCAAAAUAUUAUUGUAGUUUUCAAGUAUUUAUAACAGCUCCUUUCUUUAUAAAACGAUCUACUAUUUAUAUUAUAAAAAAGUUUAUAAAAUGAGACAUAAUAUGUUAGAUACUAUGCGAUUCAAAUCCGCCUUACUUGUACUGUAACAUCAAACUUGUAUUUCAAUCCGAGAUAUUUUCUUUUACACAGUUUUAUAUACUUACCUACUUAUUUUUGUUUUGAUUUACUGGUUUUUAAAACAAAAACCGUAAAAUAUAAAACAAGAUUUUUUUGCUUGUUAAUAGAGUUUAGUAGUUAAUUUCAAAGGUUGAUUUUCGUUGUUAAAAUAUCGCGUAUCUCGAUUUGAAUGCAUGCUAGCAUGCUAUUUGAAUCUGCGAUUCAAAUAGCAUGCUCUUGUGCUUGACUUGGAACUGUCGGGUGGCGUACAUUUAAUAUCUGAGACUUAUAAUUGGUUAGUUUCAGAUAAUUAUUCUCCUACAUUUAAGUAUGCAUAUUGAUAAAUGUGUAGAAAUGCCAUCAACCAACACAAUGGCUGUGUAAAUCGUAGUAAGUAAUGUAUGUAUGUACCUAGGUAAUAAAAUGUGUAGAUAGAUAUUUCAUAUGAAAGCGUUUUGUCUGUUUUCUUCUUCGAAUGAUGUAGGGAUGUAAUAUAUGCAUAAAUAUAUUAUAUUGUAAUCUGUUUUACCUUAGCUUACUUAAAAAAAAUCACAGGUAACGUCUACCAAAAACGAGUAAGCGAUUUGCUAUGUCGGAUAAGUUCUAGUUGAUAAUUUUUUUUGUGGCAAGGAUAAAUUGUUAGUUCGCGAAUCGCCAUAAGAACAUCUCAAGUACCAUGCAUAAUACGUUGCUUAGGUACCUACGCUACCAUGUACCAAAAAAAUAUUUUAAACACUGUACAUGGCGAGCCUAACCUCAUUGAAGAAGCGAUUUGUUGAUCUUUUAGGUAAGGUAAGGAAGAAAAAAUUACCUGUAGUUACUUAUGUAAUUUCUGCUUGAAUGUUUUAUUGACCCUUAUCCAUUCUUGGAUAAUCACUUACUUAAUGUACCUACUUAUAUCUAGCUAUCUAUUCACUGUGACGAAAUAUUUAAAUUUUAUCCAGCUAGGCUUUCUACCCUUAUUUUAAAUUAUUCCGGCCAUUUUUAAAUAGAAUUUUUAGAAGUAAUAAGUUCAUUUAAGGGGAAAUAAUGUAAUAACUAAUAAUUCAGUUAACAUUAUUUAAAAAUAAUUAGAUUAUCUAAAAUUAUCAAAAUCACAUUCCACGCUUAUCUCUUAAAGUUGUAUUAAACCAUCAUCGAUUUCGGUAUCUCUAUUCAAUUGAUGUUCACGUCUUAUAAAAUGUAAGACCAUCUUCUAUAGCGUCACGAUUCACGACACAUCACAACACGGUAAUGUGCUCGCGCCAUAAUGCAACUCGCAGUACCGGCAUAAGGCCCCUAUCACACUAGAGUUUGUGAUCGUUUUCAUGGCAGCUGCAGCGUCGUCGUCGCCACUCGCGAAAUCUGCCUACUAAAAUAAAAUAAAACAACACAACACUGCCACUAUGUUAAAAAUAUUAGGUACCUGCCUGAUUAUUAUUUACAUAAAUAGAAAGAGUUACCUAGGUACCUACUCAUAAAAUUUUAAAUUCUACCCACACGAAUUAUUUUGUUUUAAGGCCGCAAACCUACCUACCUACAAGGUACCGUAGAAGAGAAAGAAUAGGUACGUAUCACAAAUCGUCUACAAGCAACUUGCCUGGCUACUAUACCUACAUAUAGUAUUAUACAUAUAAAAGUCUCUCUCGCUCAAGCAGAGGUAGUUACUUGUGAAAUGUUAUUCCUUCUACGUUCGCUUCGGCUAUUGUAGCCUGGUAUACUGCAACCCACUAUUGCAUAAUAACUUCAAAAA
Maniola jurtina (meadow brown) is the source of this 4137-nucleotide messenger RNA. RefSeq names its product Kv channel-interacting protein 4-like. The transcript is spliced from 6 exons. The record is from RefSeq and is a predicted model, not a curated record. Gene Ontology annotation, molecular function: protein binding; calcium ion binding. The coding region runs from base 189 to 1103 and encodes 304 amino acids. NCBI's taxonomy places the organism in Eukaryota, Metazoa, Arthropoda, Insecta, Lepidoptera, Nymphalidae.